This is a messenger RNA of Plutella xylostella (diamondback moth), 1302 nucleotides long. RefSeq names its product protein-L-histidine N-pros-methyltransferase. Lineage: Eukaryota; Metazoa; Arthropoda; Insecta; Lepidoptera; Plutellidae. Gene Ontology annotation, molecular function: protein-L-histidine N-pros-methyltransferase activity. The record is from RefSeq and is a predicted model, not a curated record.
GUUGUCAAAUAUGAAUGUCAAAAAACGCUGAUACAUUCACGAAGUUUCAAUUUCCUUUAAGUUUCAUAAUAUAUUUCCCAAACAAUGGCAAAUUAAACUAUUAUAGAAGCCUUUUCUAAUGUCCCAGUAUUGAUCCUCGCCAUAAAAGUUAUAUUCACAAACAUUAUGUCGUGACCUCCUCAUAAUAAUCGGAUAAGGACUGUAAAUAAAUCUGUUGGAGAGAUGAGCACAUCCCGCCACGUCUCCUGACGAAUCCUGCACCACAGUCCCUUAGUAAAACACUCAUAGAAAUGACUAGUUCAAGCAUGAAUGGAUUCUACAGGCCUAGAAGUGCUCUCGCUCGAGCGAUCUACGAGAAGCAUAGGAAUGAUAUGCACCUUGAAGAGCUGGACAAGAAUGAGUGGUACCAGGUGAACAGCAGUUUGUUGACAGUCGAGCUGAAGGAGAAGUUCGUUCAGCUCGGGCCUGAUGAGGAGACGAAGGAGUUCCUGUCGGCCUCCAUCGACAAGUCGUCGUGGGUGUGGACGCAGAUCUGGUACCUCCUCGCCAAGGCAGUGCUGCGCCGGUUCUGGUCCGUCACUGAUAUUAAUGGCUGGCUGGGCCGCGGCUCCAUGUUCGUGCUCUCCUCGGCUCAGGCAACCCGUCUGCUGCCGUCAGCCCCGAGCGGCCGCCUGGUGGACGUGGGCGCUGGAGACGGGGAGGUCAGCCGCCGGUUCGCGCAUCUGUACGAGGAGAAGUACGCCACGGAGAUCUCUGCGUGCAUGAGGAAGGUGCUAGUCGGCAAGGGUUAUACCAUCCUGGACACAUCGACCUGGUGGCAGUCCCAGCGGUUCGGCUGCGUGGCCAUGCUGAACCUGCUGGACCGCUGCAGCGAGCCGCGUGCCAUGCUGCGGCAGGCGCGCGCGGCGCUCGACCCGGCCGGGGUGCUGCUGUUGGCGCUGGUGCUCCCGUACAAGCCGUAUGUUGAAGUGACACCAAACCACAAACCAAACGAGCUUCUCCCGAUAGAGGGCAGCACUUUCGAGGAACAAGUGGUUUCCUUCGUCCAGUUCAUGGAGACGCUCGGCUUCGAGCUGUCGUCGUGGACGCGGGCGCCCUAUCUCUGCGAGGGGGACUUCGCCCAGGCCUACUAUUGGCUCGACGACUCCGUGUAUGUGUUUAGAACCAAGCCGAUACCGUCAGAUACGUGAUCGUGCCUCGUAAGUGAGGCGACAUACGGAAAGGCAGCGCGAUAAAUUGAUCAAAGUUAUGACACGGCUGGUAUUGGUAGUUGAAACUGUAUUCAAAGGGGAUAUGGGUGAC